AGCAGACGCACCACCUGAAGAAGUUCUGGUCCGUGUCCUCUGUCUGCCACCGACGGUGAUACCACUACCGAGGAUGAGCAAUCCAGACCGAAACAUACCCCAGCCACUUGCCUUGACUGCGAACACUGAGCGGUGAGCGCUAACAAGGCACGAGAUGACUCAACGAUUAGACCCAUACCGGUGUUUUCCAUCCACCAGCUCCAGCCAAUGCUGUGUCUCCAAAAACUUGGAGGACACCGCGUCGCGCUUAUCGACCCCGUUCUCAGUCAACAUAUUGUUCCCGUCCUGGAGCUCAGUUGCAAACUGGAUGGCCCGCCACCACCGUGCGCGCGGGGAGUUGUGGUCGCCGCCGGCAUGGGCGGCUGCGCGGGCUGCAGUGAGGGUCGCGUGCGUUUGGACAUCCUUGACGCGUACAGAGGUUGUGAGCCUGAACAACAGCUUGCACGCCCGAGUGUGAGAGACUUGCCUGGAUUCGUUGAGCUGCAGUAUCGUGGUUCAGGGUCGAAGACAUGGUCUGACGUCAUUGGGGACGAUAUGCAAUAUCAUGACUGACUAUACAUGGCUAG
Mycena citricolor is the source of this 566-nucleotide messenger RNA. NCBI's taxonomy places the organism in Eukaryota, Fungi, Basidiomycota, Agaricomycetes, Agaricales, Mycenaceae. The record is from the annotation of a GenBank genome assembly.